CUUCUCUCCUGCCCUAACAAAAACAACAGCUCAACUUGCUCCUCUCCAAAAAUAAUCAAACCCAUAGAGUUUUUGCAGCACUUGAACAAAGUGAAUUUCCGCACACCACAAGAUGAAAUGUUCCACUUUCAAGAAGCCGAUAUUCCAGCAAAGUACGACCUUGUCAGCUGGCAGGCCAACCCUGAUGGGUCCCAAAAACUUGUCUUGAUCGGUCGUGUGGAUGGGUUUGAUCUCCAACUCAAUGAGUCAGCUAUUCAGUGGAGCACAGGAUCCAAUCAGGUGCCUGUUUCAGUGUGUAGUGAGAGCUGCCCCCCAGGUACCCGAAAGGCCAACAGGAAAGGAGAACCUAUCUGCUGCUUUGACUGCAUCCCAUGUGCUGAUGGAGAGAUUAGCAACAAAACCGGUUCCCUUCACUGUGACCGUUGUCUAUCUGAGUUCUGGUCCAAUGCUAAACGAACCGCCUGCGUCCCUCGUCAGGUGGACUUCCUUUCCUUCAAUGAAACCUUGGGCAUUACUCUGACUACAGCAGCUGUGUCUGGUGCCACAGUGACAACAGCUGUGUUUGUGGUGUUUAUUUGCUACCGUCAUACACCUAUGGUGCGAGCCAACAAUUCAGAGCUGAGCUUCCUCCUUCUUGUGUCGCUGAAGCUCUGCUUCCUGUGCUCGCUGGUCUUCAUUGGUCGUCCGUCAGUCUGGGCUUGUCGGUUCCAGCAGGCAGCUUUUGGGAUCAGCUUUGUACUUUGUGUUUCCUGCCUCCAAGUCAAGACCAUAGUUGUUCUGGCAGCGUUCCGCUCAGCUCGACCUGGUGCUGAAGCCUUGAUUAGGUGGUUUGGUCCAGGCCAACAGAGAGGAAGUGUCUGCCUUCUCACCUCUAUACAGAUCAUCAUCUGUGCCAUAUGGCUGUCCCUCAGUCCCCCAGUGCCUCAACCUGAUCUGGGUUUCCAGGGGUCAAAGGUCACCCUGAAGUGUGCCAUGGCCUCUGUGGUGGGAUUCUCUCUGGUUCUCGGCUACAUUGGCCUGCUGGCCUCCACCUGUCUCCUCUUGGCCUUUCUUGCUCGGAAACUCCCUGACAACUUCAAUGAGGCCAAACUGAUCACCUUCAGCAUGCUGAUAUUCUGUGCGGUGUGGAUAGCUUUUGUCCCUGCUUAUGUCAGCUCUCCUGGGAAGUAUGUUGUUGCUGUGGAAAUAUUUGCUAUCCUGGCCUCUAGUUAUGGAUUACUGCUCUGCAUUUUUGCUCCAAAGUGUUUCAUUAUUCUUUUGAGGCCUGAAAAAAACACCAAGAAACACCUGAUGGCCAGAUAG
Molecule: messenger RNA, 1302 nt
Organism: Larimichthys crocea (large yellow croaker)
Lineage: Eukaryota; Metazoa; Chordata; Actinopteri; Sciaenidae
Product: extracellular calcium-sensing receptor-like
Exons: 5
Biological process (GO): G protein-coupled receptor signaling pathway
Cellular component (GO): plasma membrane
Molecular function (GO): G protein-coupled receptor activity
Source: RefSeq, a predicted model, not a curated record